Messenger RNA from Motacilla alba alba, 3593 nucleotides. RefSeq names its product cilia and flagella associated protein 221 (gene CFAP221). Gene Ontology annotation, biological process: cilium movement; cilium assembly. Lineage: Eukaryota; Metazoa; Chordata; Aves; Passeriformes; Motacillidae. Gene Ontology annotation, cellular component: cilium. The record is from RefSeq and is a predicted model, not a curated record. The transcript is spliced from 25 exons. Bases 323 to 2905 code for a protein of 860 amino acids.
UCCGGGAGGGCUGGCAGGGACAGCCGGGCUGUGCCGGGACUCCGGGAGGGCUGGCAGGGACAGCCGGGCUGUGCCGGAUCUCUGGGGCUGGGGGCCGUGGCAGCGGCAGGUGCGGGCUGUGAGCACAGCGAUGCCUUUUGCAGCCUCUCGCAGCUGUAAUGGCUUUGCGCCGCGUCCUUCGGUGCGGUGAGGUGUGCGAGCAGCUCCGAGACACGAGAAGGGAUUAGAAAACGCUGGCAAGGAGAAGGGCGGUAACCUGGUCUGAGGGCGUUUGGGGCACUGAGGAAUUUUAGCGCUGCUGAGAGCCUGUUUCUGUCUUAUCAUGGACCUGGUUCAGUCAGCCUCCCCAGACAUCACAGUCACUCGGGGGUCCUUGAAGAAAGUACCCAGUCUCCUGAGCAGCCUCGUGGAGGAACCUAAAAAAAGACCUGCUGUCCCCAAUCACCUGCUGGAAUCAAAGAUUUAUUCAGAACGUCGGAGGAGCAGGGUUGUACAGGCUGAGCCUGCCGUGUUACACUAUGGAGGGUAUGAAGUUGGAAAACAUCACCAACAGAUGCUGAAGCUGAUAAAUAUUUCUACCAAUGCAAUAAACCUCAACAUAAUACCACCCCAGACGAUAUAUUUUCAGAUCAAAUACAACAAAACACACCGGCUUGUCCCUGGUUUGUCCCUCGUGGUUACUGUUGAUUUUUGCCCUGAUGAAUGGAGGUAUUACUAUGACUGCAUCCGAAUUCACUGUGAGGGAGAUGAUACCUUAGUUGUUCCCGUGCAUGCUUACCCUGCUGUGAAUGUUGUAGAAUUUCCAUCAUUUAUAAAUCUGUCUGAUGUAAAAAUUGGUCAGAGUAAGGAGUAUGUUAUCCCACUGCAGUGCAGCUGUCCCAUAGAUUUUGAAUUCCACAUUGAUAUUAUCCAGCCUCACAGAGCCUUCACUGUCCAGCCGACAUUUGGAAUCAUUCCAGCCAAUGGAAAAGUCAAAGUAACUGUGAAGUAUUCCCCACUUGAGUAUGGAACAGCACAAAUGGCAAUGCAGUUACGGAUUUCAGAGUUUCACUCAAAACCCUAUGUGUGUGUAUUCACAGGAACAUCAAUACCACACGUGGCUCUGAUAAAAGAAUAUUUUGAUGAACAACAAAGUCAUCCAGAGAAAAAAGCUGUGUCUGGAAAACCUGUGUUGUGGAGAAGAGACCGGUUCAGCCAACUACAGUCAAAGCCUGUUCAAAAACUAAAGGAAAUUGAAUACCAGAACCUCAGAUUCCCCACAGACUUGUCAAAUCCGUAUGCUGUAGCUACUGUUUUGAUUCAGGAACCAGGCAAACUGAAGUUAAAGGACAUAAAAGAAGCCCUGUCCCAAGGCAAAGAAGGGAAAAAAACAAGACAGAUGAAGGAUGCUGUAUUUCAACUAAAAGUAAAACAAAAUGUUCAGGAAGAGGAAGCAAAUCAUCUGAAGUGGCAAGUUCAUAAGGGAAGUGAUCCAAUCUCUGUGGAGUUUAAAAAAGAGAUUAUUGAAAGGCGACAAAGGGAAGAAGAACAAUACAAGCUCCAAAGAGGAGAUCCUAUCAUAGAACAGGAGUUUCAGAGGGGUGAAGUAGAAGUUUCCUUCAGACGUGUUACCCGGCAUAUUGACCAGCAACCAAGUGUCCAUCCCACAUUCGACUUGCUCCAUAAUGACCCUUGGGACAGCAGAAAGAGGAUGUUCAGAAAAUUCCAACAAGCAGCAUACAAGAUUUUGGUUCAGAUCCGUCUAAAACGUUUAUUGCUUCUGUUCCGUGGACUGCCCAGGGAGGCCAGAGGUCUGGAGGAAGGGUCUGGGUCUGAAAGCAGGAGUUUCAGCAAAGCAGAAAAGAGUGAAGAACAUAAGGACUUUUCUUCCAGAAUAUCUGAAGAUCGUAUAUUGCCUUUUGAAUUCCCCUUUUACAGGUCCCAUGAACUAUAUAAUUAUUUGGCACCUGAUGCUCUUGGCCCAGUUCCUGUUGAAUCUGUGGACGUGAAAGUUGAACACGUCCUUCCUUUUUAUGACUUGAAGGUUCCUCAGCAUUGCAACAUUAUGAAGUAUCAGCCAGUUUGUACACACUACGCAGCUACAAGUUACAAACCUGUUAAACUUUCCCGACCACUGAGGCAGGGAGCCCAGGAUGAAUUGAUUCGAGUAGCUCCUUCUCUUGAGGGGCAGCUCUCUCACAGGAGAGAUUUUGCCAAAGAAGCAGCUGAAGGGGAUAUCAGCCUGUUAAACCUGGUUCCUCCCCAAGCUUUAGUCCACCCAAGAGAGAGCAACCCACUUCGCAUUUUUAACCCCAGUCCAGGAUUAGUUCCAUUUUUACUUCCUUUGGCCUAUUGUGAGUCAAAUAUUGAAUAUCAUCUUUGUCCUCAUCCAAAAUAUACUGUUACCAAGGAAUGCCCCAAAGGAUCCAGUAUUCCAGCCACACAAAAGAAAUUUCUGGAUCACAAGGAAGUGAUUUGUGGAGUAAUGGAGUGGAGAAAAUUCUCACCACUGGAGUAUUCCACUUUUUCUAACAUUCCCACAUUGACAAAUACAGCACUUAGGGAUCCUUACAGUUCAGAUAUGCUUCCACGAGAUGCACCACCAGUGCUGAAUGACUUACCUGAGAGAGACAAAGAGAACAUAAUUGACCAUGAGACAGAUGAAGCUGAGUUCAACAUGAUGCUUACUCCAGAGAUGGUGAAAGCUGAAUUUCCACAGAUUGGAGGGUCACCCUCAGAAGAAGAUGAAGAACAAUCAGCAAAAAUAGAAAGUGAUACAGCGCUGGAUAGUGCUUUUCCUGGAGACCCACACAAUGGUCCAGAUGGACAUUUUCAACUCCAGAACAGUGAGAUCGGAGAGAAAAUUCGAAAACAUCUGGAGACAUUGAAGCUGAAAGCAGUUAAUAAAACCCUUAUUCUGGGAUAAAAAUAAUUUUACAAAGUUCAUGGCCUGGCCCUGUUUAUCCUGUUAAUGUAUUAGGCCUCCCCUGUCCCAGCUACGUUUACUUUUGUUCAGUGAGGUCAGCAACUUCAUAUGCAAAGAGAAGAGAACCACCAGUAAUGCCACCUCUGUCAAGGACUCUCACUGUGCUCGCUACCCCAAACACAAAAAUUACUCCAGUGAGAAACCUCAGCCUUGCACCUGCUUAUCUUGUUGUGGUGUGAAGGACCAGAAAACCUUAGUACUACCAUGUAAAUAGUUUGGUAAUUAGUUUACAGCCCACAGUUUUCAAAUAAAAUGUGAAAAGACCUCAUGAUCAAAAUCUUCUGAUUUUAUUUUUUUUUUAGUUAUGAACCGUCCUUGAAUUUCUGCAGGUAAGUUGCUAAAUCUCAGGCUUGACAGUAAACCAUACAUUUGAUAUUUUUAAGGAAAAGGAAGCCUUGAACACCAUUACUGUCUGCAAAAACAAUAUCCAAACAAGUCUCAUUAGCUGUUCAAGGAUUUAAUUCAGUGCACAGGUCUUGGCAAAAGCAUGCAUGGGUUGAGUGAGUGAACAGCAGAGCCUCAUGAGAAACCUAUAAUAAUGCUCUGGGUGUAUUUCCUAGGAAAGGAGAUUUCUCAGCAUAUCAUCUUGCAGCUGAGAUGUCUCCUACUUUCUUGUCAGCAAGCUGGA